AUGGCCUCAAAUAACGACAGCAGCUACCCACCAAACUCGACCGACAACACGUCUCGUAACCGACGUAGCUCCGUUACUUCGGCGGCCCUCUCCAGCAUCUUUCGCAGCAACUCGACCUCGAACGCCAACAAUGGCACCCCUGCCUUCCCGGGCCCCGUUGGCUCGGCUGCCCUUGACCAGACACGGCGGCGGCGCCUCUCUGUGUCCACAACGGCCGCCCUUGGCCUAUCCGGCGCUACAGCAGGCAGCGGUAGCGUCAGUGCGGGCCCCAACGGCGGGAUUGGUGCGUCAUCGUUUGCAGCGCGCCGCGCAAGCAUGUCCACCAACUCGUCGACAUCGGACACGGCCUUUGACGAGAACGCCAUUGAAGACGACGACGCGCCUCCGGGUAGCGGGUCGCGCAACUCGCCCAAUUCUCCCUUUGCACGCCGCAUGAGUUUUGGUGCCCAGGCCAUGCGUAACCUCCGUGGCCCCGGUGGUACCAGUCCUGGCGGCGCCUCCUCUAACGACCAAGGAUACAACUGGCCUGAGCAGCUUAGGUCUCGUGCCGAGAGCAGUGUGGCGUCCGGCGCCCGGCCCUCGUUCUCCUUUGCCUCGGGAAUGGGCAAUUCCCCGCCGCGCGGAAGCGGCUUUGGCUCUAUGUCGAGCUAUGCCCCAGGUGGCAGCUCUGGCCUUCCGGGUGGUAUCAGCGGAGGCGUCGGCAGCGGCGGCGGUGUCGGCCUGCGCCACGACCGUGCCAAGUCUGUAUCGGACAUACCCACACCGGCACCCGCACAGCGUCCUGCUCCGCAGCAGCCCCGCCAGGCUCGGCCGAAGCCAGAUCACUUCCAAGAGAGAAUCCUCAAGGGUGACUUCUAUAUGGAUUAG
Messenger RNA from Sporothrix brasiliensis 5110, 867 nucleotides. RefSeq lists its product as uncharacterized. NCBI's taxonomy places the organism in Eukaryota, Fungi, Ascomycota, Sordariomycetes, Ophiostomatales, Ophiostomataceae. The record is from RefSeq and is a predicted model, not a curated record. Bases 1 to 867 code for a protein of 288 amino acids. The transcript has 2 exons.